Messenger RNA from Glarea lozoyensis ATCC 20868, 3165 nucleotides. RefSeq names its product vWA-like protein. The transcript has a single exon. The coding region runs from base 1 to 3165 and encodes 1054 amino acids. The record is from RefSeq and is a predicted model, not a curated record. Lineage: Eukaryota; Fungi; Ascomycota; Leotiomycetes; Helotiales; Helotiaceae.
AUGGUUUCAUUCCACCCAUGCGGUUGCUACUACCUCAUUCCCAUUAUCCAACCAUGGGGUAAUACGACAGAAAGAAGAUAUCUCCCUCUUCUCUCAUCUUCUUUUCACAGCACAAUCUUGAGCAAUACCUCUCGAACAGUCCUGACGCAAAAGUUUACCAAUUCAUCAACCGACAACAUCAAGGAGUGUAUCUACAACUUUCCUCUCUACGAUGGCGUCAGUGUCGUGAAGUUCACUGCCAAAGUCGGCAAUACCAUUCUUCGCGGUAUUGUGAAGGAAAAGUUUCAAGCGAAGAAAUUGUUCGAUGAGGCUGUCGCGAAAGGAGAGACGGCUGGCUUGCUCGAACAGGCACCGGAAGCCUCAGAUGUUUUCAGUACGAAGUUGGGUAACGUUCCAGCUGGUGAGAGUGUGCUUGUAGAAACAACCUAUAUUGGAGAGUUGAAAGCUGGGAAGAACGAUGGAACAAGAUUCACGAUACCUACGAGGAUUGCACCUCGCUAUGGCCAAGGCCCAUCUCAUAGCAACUAUUCCUUAACUUCAACACAAGAUGCUGGUGGCAUUAAAAUUGUGGUUGACAUCAAUAUUCCUGAUGGAUCAUUCAUCAAAGGAGUGCAAUCACCCUCUCAUCCAAUCGCCGUUUCAAUGGGCACGCUGUCAACCGCUCAAUUAGCAGACCCAGUCAUGAGCAAAGCCUCUGCAACGCUUGCUCUUGGAAGCGCAGAACUCGACAAAGACUUCAUCCUCAUUGUUCAAACUAAAGAGGCCGGACUUCCAAAGGCACUUCUCGAAACCCAUCCAUACAUUCCUCAUCAACGUGCUAUCAUGGCCACGCUAGUCCCCAAAUUCAGUCUUCCGCCUUCUCGUCCAGAAAUAGUUUUUGUCGCUGACAGAAGUGGAAGUAUGGGGGGCAAUAUCCGAAUGUUGAUUUCUGCGAUGAACGUCUUUCUCAAAUCCAUGCCUGCAGGUGUAAAGUUCAACAUCUGCUCGUUCGGCAGCCAUCACUCGUUUUUGUGGCAGAAAAGCAAGAGUUACGAUGCUGAUUCGCUUGCCGAGGCAUCCGCCCACAUCACAACUUUUUCAGCAGAUAUGGGAGGUACUGAAACUUUCAGUGCUGUGAGAGCGACUAUGGAGAGACGCUGGGGCGAUAUUCCCUUGGAAAUUAUGCUACUCACUGAUGGAGAUAUUUGGGCGCAAGAGCAGAUGUUUAGUUAUCUCAAUGGCGAAGUGGAGAAGUCCAAGGGUCAAAUUCGCGUGUUUCCGCUUGGUAUCGGAAACGGUGUGUCUCAUGCUCUUAUUGAGGGUGUGGCGAGAGCUGGCAAUGGAUUUGCACAAGCUGUGCAGAAUGGUGAGCCGCUUGACGGGGCGGUGGUUCGUAUGCUACGUGGUGCGCUCUCACCUCAUAUUACGGAUUAUAGUCUUGAAGUCAAGUAUGAGACAACGGAUGACGAUUUUGAAGUCAUAGAUACUGUGACUGAGGGUAUGAGAGUUCUUCUCAACGAUCCAACGCCAGCGGAAAAAUCAAAGAUCUCCCUGUUCGACUCCUCUGCUGAGCCAGAGAAAGGAGAAGUUACUGCUGGCGAAUUGGACUUGCCAGACAUUCCAAUCCCCAAGCUUCUCCAAGCACCCCACAAAAUCCCUUCGCUAUUUCCAUUCUCUAGAACGUCAGCAUAUAUCAUUCUAUCACCAGAAACCUUCUCUCGAAACCCAACAUCCGUCAUCUUUAAAGCGACAUCCGCCCACGGUCCACUCGAACUUGAAAUUCCAAUCGAAGUGCUCCCCGAGAAAGGACAAACCAUACACCAGCUUGCUGCACGAAAAGCGACACAAGACCUUGAGGAGGGUCGUGGAAGGAUCUUCGAUGCCAAAGAUCAGAACGGAAAGUUCAUCAGUGAAAGAUAUCCAAGUUCUUUCGAGGACAUUGUGAAGCGAGAGGCGGUUCGCUUAGGGGAGCAAUUUCAGGUCGUCAAUAAAUGGUGUUCUUUCGUUGCAGUGGCCGCGAAUGAUAAGCAAAUUCCUGUUGCAAAAGCUGCCCAGGAAGCUGCCAAAGCUUCUACUCAUCCUGGUUUACCAGCCAGAAUGUCAUACGCGGCUCCUGCACCUGGAACCUCCCCCAUCAGUCCAGCGUACAGUCCAUCCGGUGUAGAUGCGCUCCAGGAUUUUGAUUUUGAUUCCUUCCUUCAUGAGGACGAUCAAGCAGUUCUUGUAGAUCACAUGUUCAGUAACGCAAUUCCUCCGCCACCUCCAACCCAAAGUAUUGGGAGUCAAAACACCAACCAUGCUCUGCAAGAUUACCAGAUGCAGCAUAUGUUACUCGAACAGCAGAAUAAAAAUAGAUUACAAAUGCACCGAACAACUGCACAGGGUAGAGUCAUGGGUCAACUGGGUCAACAGGGGGCCAGAGGAGGAGUCGCCGGUAUGCGAGGAGGACGAGGUGGUGGUUUCGGAAUGGCAACGCAGUCUAUGAAUGCAGGACGAAAAUAUAGUGGAGAGUCACAGCAGGGUGCACUACCGCAGAUGGCAAUGGCACCGCAAGUUCCUCAACCUAUGGCUCUGCAACAACAACAACAACAACAGCAACAUCAACAACAAAGCUCUCUGCCACAAAUGGCAUGGGGCGGAAUACCGGCUGGAGGAGCACCCUCAGCUGUUCCUACUGGCCCACCAGUCCAGAGCUUCUGGAACAGAACCACUAACAAUAGAUCCGGAGCCCUUCAAUCUCAUGGCUCACCGUCCAGUCUACCCGCCGCCAAAAAAGCAAAACGCGCAGAGAAAAUGUUCUCUACUAAUGUCUCUGCCUCCUACGCUUCCAACGACCAACAACCGGCUUCUUCCUCAGCCCCUGUAAACUGGACUCUCGCCUCGCCCACAGAAAAAGUCCACGCCCUCCUCGCACUCCAGAAUUUCGACGGCUCCUGGUCUGCGGAGAAGGUGGGUGAGAUAAGCGAGAUUCUGGGUAAGGAAGUAGGUGGGAGUCCUGUAGGAGGGGACUUGGGGACGUGGGUUACGGCUGUUGUGGUUGUGUUUUUGGAGAGGAAGAUGAAGGAUGAGGUUAGUGUUUGGGGAUUGGUGGGGGAGAAGGGACGGGGGUGGUUGGGGUGGGAGGAGGAGGGUGAGGGAGGGAAGUUGGAGGUGGAAGCGGGGGGGUGGGUUGAUGCGUUGGCUUGA